AUGGCCGGCCGCGCCCCCGGAAUAACCGGUCCGACGAUGGCCGAGAAAUUGGAGGAGAGAAAACGAUCGGCCCCGACGAUGGAAGAAUUUCAGGCCCGGAUGUACAAGAAGCACACGCAGGGAGACGCGGCGAUGGCGGAGUGGGAAAAUGCCGACUACAACGAGAAUCUACGCAAGGCACGGGAGGCGCGCAUGGAACAGGACAAGCAGAAGGUGGACAAGGAGAAGAAGGACACUGAGAAAAAAAAGAAGAAAAAACACAAAAAAGAGAAGAAAAAGAAGUCAAGAAGCCGGCACCGGUCGAAAGAGAAAAAGAAGAAGGGGAAGAAAAGCAGAAAACAUAAAAAAUCAUCGUCAAGUUCAUCCUCAUCCUCCCACGCAUCCUCCCCCUCCAGCACGGACAGCAUGAGCGACGAGGAGGUCAAGAGCCGGCAAAGAUCGAAAUCAAAAUCGAAGUCGCAGGUUGAGAACAGCAAGGGGAACAAGAACAAGUUGACUAACGGCGAGAUGACCACGAAGAGCAACAAGGAUAAUGAAGCUACAGGCAAGCACGACAAAAAAAAGUCAAAAGAGCCGACGAAAGAGAAGUCUUCGAAGAAGGAGAAAAAGGAGAAGCACCUCGCUCCACCCGACAAAGAUGGAGAGAAGUCAAAAAAGCGAAAAAGAAAAGAGAAAAAGAAGAAGCACAAGAAGAGAAGUACCAGUAGCAGCUCGGAUUCAUCGUCUUCCAGAAGCUCUUCCAGUAGUUCCUCUGCAGCAUCAGGUGACAAAUCGUCAAAAAACAAAAAGCGGAAAGUGCAAGACGGUUGGAAAAUCAGCGAGUACCUGAAUUCACCUGAUUCUGAGUCGUCGAAUUAA
This is a messenger RNA of Amoebophrya sp. A120, 858 nucleotides long. Lineage: Eukaryota; Dinophyceae; Syndiniales; Amoebophryaceae. The record is from the annotation of a GenBank genome assembly.